This is a messenger RNA of Microstroma glucosiphilum, 878 nucleotides long. RefSeq lists its product as hypothetical. Gene Ontology annotation, biological process: mitochondrial respiratory chain complex IV assembly. The record is from RefSeq and is a predicted model, not a curated record. Gene Ontology annotation, cellular component: mitochondrial inner membrane. The transcript has 3 exons. NCBI's taxonomy places the organism in Eukaryota, Fungi, Basidiomycota, Exobasidiomycetes, Microstromatales, Microstromataceae. Bases 40 to 759 code for a protein of 239 amino acids.
ACGCUUCCUAUCGUAAAACUCCCCUCCCCCUAAUUCACCAUGGCCGCACAGUUUGGAACUCAUCGUGAGACUGGAGAUGCCAACAGGAGGCAAGCUCAGUACCACGCCGCCUUUACUGGAGGACUCAAAGGCGCGGGGGGUGGUUUCGCAGCCGCCGUGCCCACCGCCUACGUUCUCAAUCGCUCCUGGGCACCUUUCCGAGGUCUCACUCUGCCAUUGAAGGCUUUCUUCGUCACCAUGGUCACUGUCGCUUCGGGAGUCAUCACUGCCGACAAGGCUGGUCUUGCAUUCGAGCGAGCUGGCUACUCUGAUGCCGGAGCAAAGCUGCAAAGAUCUUCUCGGACUCAUGAGGAGCAAGAGUGGGACGAUCUCUCCACCAGCGACAAGAUGUUGACAUGGACAAAGGAGAACAAAUUCAGCGUAGUUGCAGGCUCCUGGGUCGCCUCGCUGUGUGGAUCCUUUGCCUACAUCCAAACGCAGCCAAUGUCGUUUGCGCAGAAGCUGGUGCAAGCCCGUGUGUAUGCCCAGGGUCUGACUCUGGCCUCGCUAGUCGGCAUGGCGGCCAUUACCUCUAUCCCUUCGGCAGGCGAUAGGCUCAUCGAGGAGCACGCUCACGCAGGUGAUCACAGCUGGAGGGACAUGAUUCAAGACGACGGCUCGGACGACAAGGAUCAGUCGGCCAAGAAGUCACAGCAGAAGCCGAAGCAGUCAUCACAGCCAAAGAAGCAAGGCAAUGGAGACACAAAGAAGGAGGAUUAGUUAUGUAGGGAAUGUUUUUUUCUUCUUGUACACUGUUGUCUCCACCACCACAUCAUGAACCCUUUUAUUAUAGACCACCUCUCCUCAAUACGAUGCGACCCUUUGUCCUGUCUUGACUC